Mugil cephalus (flathead mullet) is the source of this 1448-nucleotide messenger RNA. It is a transcript of the gene dnajc22, whose product is annotated as DnaJ (Hsp40) homolog, subfamily C, member 22. The record is from RefSeq and is a predicted model, not a curated record. Gene Ontology annotation, biological process: endocytosis. The transcript is spliced from 4 exons. NCBI's taxonomy places the organism in Eukaryota, Metazoa, Chordata, Actinopteri, Mugiliformes, Mugilidae. The coding region runs from base 193 to 1218 and encodes 341 amino acids. Gene Ontology annotation, cellular component: plasma membrane; early endosome.
UUCUUUCAGACCGCCGUGUUAUUUCAUUGUCAUGAGCCAAAGUCCAACUGUUGCAACAACAUGGCACCAACUUCAACGACAGAAAGCGCUGGAAAGGAUUUAUCAGGAUAAGGAUUUGAAAUUGUGAGCCCCGAAAUUAUCAAGGAUGCCUAAUAUUCACCUGUACAUGGAGUGAUUCUCUGCGGACACAGGAUGGUAAAGAGUGUAAUAGUAGCCUACGCCCUGUGGGCAGCAGGUGGGCCUUUGGGCCUUCAUCAUUUGUAUUUAGGAAGAGACAGCCAUGCUCUGUUAUGGAUGUUAACUCUGGGAGGCUUUGGAUUUGGCUGGGCCAGAGAGGUAAUACGCAUUCCUGCAUAUGUUAGUGAGGCCAAUCAAGAUCAACAUUCUGAAAAAGAGAGAAGAAAGCGUUCCACCCCGAUCCCUCCAUCCGUAAGCCCCGUCAGAUUUGCCGGGCAGGUGUGUGUUGGGAUCUACUUCGGCACAAUGGCCUUGAUAGGGCUGAACACCCUCAGUUUCUUUUACCUGCUUGUUCUGCCUUUAUGUGUGGGCGCAGGGGUGCACCUGGUGUCCACCAUCGGUCAACAGACCUCCGAUCUCCAAAAAACUUUGACUGCUUGUCUCAUAACGUCCCCAAUAUUCUAUGGCAGCACCUUAUCGCCUCUCCCUAUAAGCUUGGCUGCCAGUAUCACUGCUGCACAGAACCGUAGGUUCAAACCCCCACGAGAUCCUGGGAGCACACAGAAAUUAGGUCCUCGACUUUACAAGCUCGGCCUGGCUUGGCUGGCCUUCUCUGCUCCACUGGGUUACUGUGUUUUCCACAACACCACGGCUACCCUGUAUUAUAUAUCGGACACAAUAGCAGCACUGCUGGACAUUUUCUGGUUUCUGCCUUGGCUCAGAAGUGUGCUGGAGUACCUUCUCUUAAUGCCAUACCGGAUCUUGUGCGCGCUCACUGGAGGAGGGUACUAUGAAGAUGCGUGGAGGAAGAUGCUGGAAAUACUGCUCAGGGAGUACACCGAGAAGGAGAAAGAGGCGCUGCACGUACUGUCACUAAAUGCAGAGGCCUCUGUUGAGGAGAUAACCCGGAGCUACAGGGAGCUGGCCAAGACGUGGCAUCCCGACCACAACCCCACCAAGGAUGCUGAGGCCAUGUUCAUGAAGAUUCACGAUGCUUACGAGAUCCUCCUGCGGCGGCACAAACCCCAUCGAUUCACAUAGCUACCCUCUAUUCCCUCCUGGUUGCUUGAAUUGUUAUCACUAAUUGUUUUCCAUUUUACAUGUAAGUGCAUGCACUGCGUGGAACUCGUCUCAAUAUAUUUCCACUUGUCGAACAGCCUCUCACAACUGUCUGCUUGUUGGGUAAUAUGUUGUCGAAACAGCAGUUUGCUGCCACCUCGUGGUGCUACAGGUGUACUAUCGCCAUAAACUAUAUCAUGAUAACAACCUAA